Molecule: messenger RNA, 165 nt
Organism: Punctularia strigosozonata HHB-11173 SS5
Lineage: Eukaryota; Fungi; Basidiomycota; Agaricomycetes; Corticiales; Punctulariaceae
Exons: 1
Source: RefSeq, a predicted model, not a curated record
UGCGAGCCUUGCAUUGCAGGCAAGCAGCGGCGUCCCGACGUGCCCAGGAUUGCCCAGCACCAUGCCUCCAAGCCUCUGGAUCUGCUGCACAUAGACUUGCAUGGUCCUGUGCCGGUCAGGACUCCGGAAGGCUACCGGCACUGGCACCUGAUUGUAGACGACUGA